AUGGCCCUUUGCUUCUAUGCAGAAUUAGCCAUCCCACGACAGGGGAUAGCACCUUUCUGUCAAACACACCUCACGUCUGCCCAUACUGAGGCCAGCUAUCGCCUCGGCCGCAGGUUGCUUCACCUCUGGCGGGAUUACAGUUUGCCCAAAAUCACACUUUGUGUUGACUCUGUGCAAGACAUCGCAACAAGGUGUGGCUUGCCAAUCGAUGCUGGGAAGUAG
This is a messenger RNA of Protopolystoma xenopodis, 222 nucleotides long. The record is from the annotation of a GenBank genome assembly. NCBI's taxonomy places the organism in Eukaryota, Metazoa, Platyhelminthes, Monogenea, Polystomatidea, Polystomatidae.